AUGGCGCAAGGUUCGCAGAAGUUUAAAGCUCAGCGUCCAGGCGCCGCGAAAAAACAACAACAAAACAAGCAAAAGGGACCGAAGAAAGGAGGAAGGAUCAUUGCACCUAAAAAGGCAAAUGUUAUUCAACAACAGAAGCUCAAAAAGGGUCUGGAAGUUGCCAUCCGGAACAAGAUUGAACAUGAUGUGACGCAGAGGGCGAGCUCAUCCCUACACAAGCCCCUCAGCGUGGUCAAAGGCACUGAGGGCAAAGGCAACACGGGACCAGCUCGACCAGGAAUCAGCUCAAAAUAG
Molecule: messenger RNA, 294 nt
Organism: Nerophis lumbriciformis (worm pipefish)
Lineage: Eukaryota; Metazoa; Chordata; Actinopteri; Syngnathiformes; Syngnathidae
Source: RefSeq, a predicted model, not a curated record